AUGGACGAGUCUGCGCCAACACCCCGUCCGACCGACGAGCAACACCAGCAAGCCAUGCAACGCGCUCAUUUCCAAUUCGCCCCCGACAGGCAUCCUGACCAUCGCUACAGCAGUCAACCCAAGGCUUUUCUUUCAGAAGAAGAUGUAGAGACCGGUCCCUUAUCGCACGUGGUGGCCGGUCUCCUCAGCUGUCUACUGCUUGUCAUCAUCGGCCACCUACGCGACUUCUUCCGACAGUAUCUUUGUCGCGGGGGUCACCACCUCAAGACGCAGAACGGCUACGCCCCAAUCAUCAGCGUCUCCGAGAGCUUCUACAUGCGCCGGUUGAACAUGCGCGGGGUCGACUGCGCGAUGCGACCAACCACCGGGGUGCCCGGGCGCAAAAUCGUCCUCCUCGAUCGUGGCAGUCAUGAUAGGAACCGGUCCUUCUUCCUGACGGGGACGCGGACAGAGGCCCUGAACCUCAGCUCGUACAAUUAUCUGGGGUUUGCCCAGUCCGAUGGGCCCUGCGCCGACGCGGUCGAGGACAGCAUCCAUCGCCUCGGGACCAGUGCGGCCAGUAGCUCCCCCGCCGUGACCUGCGCCCUGCAACUCGAGGUCGAGCAGGUGCUGGCCCGGUUUGUGGGCAAAGAGGCAUCCAUCAUCUUCUCUAUGGGGUUCAGCACCAACACCAGCGUGCUGCCGUCCCUGGUAGGCCCGCGCAGUUUGAUCCUCUCCGACGAGCUGAACCAUGCAUCGAUUCGGAUGGGGGCCCGCCUCUCCGGGGCUUCGACCGCGAUUUUCAAGCACAAUGACAUGCACGCCCUGGAGAAACAACUCCGAACGGCCAUAGCCGAGGGCCAGCCGUCGACUCGCCAUCCCUGGGAGAAGAUCUUGGUGGUGGUGGAAGGGCUCUAUUCUAUGGAGGGCACCGUGUGCAAUCUCCCCGCCAUCCUUGCCCUGAAACGGCGGUACCGAUUCUAUCUCUUUAUCGACGAAGCCCAUUCAAUCGGGGCUUUAGGUGGACGCGGACGGGGUGUCUGUGACUACCUUGGGGUUGACCCAGCCGAAGUGGACGUCUUGAUGGGGACAUUGACCAAGUCCUUCGGGGCCACGGGGGGUUAUGUCGCCGCCACGCACGAACUGAUCCACCAACUCCGCGCCACCAACCCGGUUCUGACAUACGGGGAGCCUCCUUCUCCUGCGGUGCUCGCACAGAUCUCGACAGCACUGCGGAUGAUCAGUGGCGAGGGGCUGGUCCCAGGGCACGGGGCGGAGCGCCUUCAACAGCUGGCCUUCAACUCCCGUUAUCUACGCCUGGGGCUGAGACGACUGGGGUUUAUCAUCUAUGGCCACGACGAAUCCCCCAUUGUGCCCCUGCUGGUCAUCAACCCGGCCAAGCUGGCCGUGUUGUCGCGGCUGAUGCUGGAGCGCAAGAUCGCGGUGGUGGUCAUCGCGGUCCCCGCCGUGCCCCUGGCGCUGUGCCGGGCUCGCCUAUGCGUAUCGGCCGCCCACUCGCUGGCAGAUCUGAACCAGACGCUGGCGGCCUUGGACGAAAUUGGGGAUGUAUUGAAAAUCAAGAUGUCGAGCACCCCCGCGACAGGCGCCUUAAUCCCGCCGCAAACCAGAGGCAGAAGCUGGCGAGAAUCACGGAGCCCACCACGGUGGCCCUUGAGCGAGGUGAUCAAAUACGGGGUUCAGGAUGCCAAAAGACCUUUCUAG
This is a messenger RNA of Aspergillus aculeatus ATCC 16872, 1701 nucleotides long. RefSeq lists its product as uncharacterized. The transcript has a single exon. The record is from RefSeq and is a predicted model, not a curated record. Gene Ontology annotation, cellular component: serine palmitoyltransferase complex. Bases 1 to 1701 code for a protein of 566 amino acids. Gene Ontology annotation, biological process: ceramide biosynthetic process; sphingosine biosynthetic process. NCBI's taxonomy places the organism in Eukaryota, Fungi, Ascomycota, Eurotiomycetes, Eurotiales, Aspergillaceae. Gene Ontology annotation, molecular function: pyridoxal phosphate binding; serine C-palmitoyltransferase activity.